Molecule: messenger RNA, 1097 nt
Organism: Branchiostoma belcheri (Belcher's lancelet)
Lineage: Eukaryota; Metazoa; Chordata; Leptocardii; Amphioxiformes; Branchiostomatidae
Exons: 4
Coding region: 38-505 (155 amino acids)
Biological process (GO): axon guidance
Cellular component (GO): basement membrane
Molecular function (GO): extracellular matrix structural constituent; protein binding
Source: RefSeq, a predicted model, not a curated record
UAGUUGCCACGGUCCAACCAAACUGAACUGCACUAACAUGAUGGGCUGUGUCAAAGCCACGGACCGCUGUAACGGAGUCAUCGACUGUUGGGACCGCUCGGACGAAGAGAACUGUAGGCUGUUCUGCUUCUGCUAUGGCCACUCCAACAAGUGCGCUGCCCAAGGCGUUUGUGCUGACUGCCAGCACAACACGGCCGGCGCACGCUGCGAGCGGUGCAAGCCCGGCUACACCGGCAUGGCCACCCGGGGCACCCCGUUCGACUGUCAGCCCAUCCGCUACGUGCAGGUGAUGCAGGUGGUGCAGAAACAACCGGUGCAGCAGGUGAUGCAGGUGGUGCAGAAACAACCGGUGCAGCAGGUGGUCAUGCAACCAGUGCAGGUUAAGCAGCCAGCCGCAGUGGUGCAGCCCGUGGCUGUCCGACUGCAGCCUGUGGCAGUCAAGCAGCCCGUGCGGGUUCAGCAGAUCGCAGUGCCAGUCGCGGUGCGUCACGGGAAGAAAGGCUAACUCAGCCGCAGUCGGCUAGAUCAACGCCGUACCGGUGCCCUAUUCCCCAAGGAGCGAUGACUUGUAGCUUUAGCGUUUUGACAUUUUAGUCUCUUAUGACACAGUCUUUAGAACACCUUUAAGUGUGUUAAUCAAUUGUUAAGUUCUGGUCCAUGGUGCUAUUAACUGUGUUUUCUCUAGAAGAUGUAUACAUGGGGCGAUGAAUUGUAGCUUUAGCGUUUUCAUACAUUUUACUUUCUUAUGACACAGUCUUUAGAACACCUUUAAGUGUGUGAAGUUCAUCAAUUGUUAAGUUCUGGUCCAUGGUGCUAUGAAUGUGUUUUCUCUAGAAGAUGUACACCCACCAAGAUUUAGUCGUGUGACAUUGAAGUAAUAAACGUUUUCAGAUGGAAACUUGUGGCUUGAACCGCAUUUUGUUGUAACAUUCUAAUGGUAGGCGUUCUGUCUAGAUUACUCCUUUCCAGCCACUCUUAUAUCUAUCAGCAACUGUUAUAAUGUUUUGUUUGAGCACAGACCAAGAACUUAAGUUAUCACAGUUUAUACUUUAGCAAGUAAACCUGCUCUAUAUUGUGCUCAUUGCCCCUAACCUUAC